Mizuhopecten yessoensis (Yesso scallop) is the source of this 3314-nucleotide messenger RNA. Its product is annotated as UDP-glucuronosyltransferase 1-3-like. Gene Ontology annotation, molecular function: UDP-glycosyltransferase activity. The transcript is spliced from 2 exons. The coding region runs from base 202 to 1734 and encodes 510 amino acids. The record is from RefSeq and is a predicted model, not a curated record. NCBI's taxonomy places the organism in Eukaryota, Metazoa, Mollusca, Bivalvia, Pectinida, Pectinidae.
AAUUAUCAAUGCAUUCUGUAUCUUUUCUACAACCGUUUCGUAUUUUAAAACAACCACUAUCUCAUAUUGCUGAUACGUAAUAUAUAACUACCUGCGAGUAGUUUGCCAGCACACACGUAUUUGUGAUUUUUCAGCUCUCCGGUAGGCAGACAUCCACGAUCUCAACAAUCAACAGAAUCUUCCAGCAAGGCGUUUUUCGUCAUGGAGUGCAGAUGUAUUUGUCUGUGUAUAGCGUUUACAGCGAUCAUGUUUCCGAUUCCGGUGGAGACUGGAAAUAUAUUGAUAUUGGUGUUUCCACUUUGGAGCCACGUCAAACCCACACUCAACGUAGCCACAUCACUUGCAAAUAAAUAUGGACACCAUUCAACUUUAAUCCUAAGCAAAGAAUUUGCAAAUAAAGUGAAGGAAGACAGCACUACUAGUGUUAUAGUACCAGCAGUGUACAAAAAUUUCAGCGUACAUGGGAUUGCAAAGGAUUCCAUAGAAGAUGCUUGUAAUAGGAAGAUGUCGCCAUAUUUCAAAGGUAUAACAAUCGUCAAUAAUGUAUGCCAUGCUCUGCUCUCAGACGAAGCUCUGUUUACAGUUCUACAACAGCAGGACUUUGAUUUGGCUUUAAUUGAUAAUGUAAUGAUAGCGGACUGCUUCACAGUUCUCGCCUACAAACUAGGAAUCCCUUAUGUGCAGCUUGGUGGCAUGCACAUACCUGUCAGGACAAGAAUACCGUUUAUGCCAUCUGUACAUCCUGCCUUCGCCCUCCUAGGUUUCUUUGACGAAAUGUCGUUCAUUCAACGAGUAGUCAAUACGCUCUUUUCGGUGGUGAUGGCUGUUUCACCUCAGGUGGUUUUCCCGACCGAUUUGGUUGCGACGUAUGUUCCAGAAAAGCCGUUUGUGCCGUUAGAAGUCUUACAUAGACGCACGGCGUUUCAUCUUGUCGACAUGGACUUUGUACUGGACUUUCCAAGACCGUUGAUGCCCAAUGUAGCAUUUGUUGGAGGAGUUGGAACCGAGAAACCCAAACCCUUGCCAUCUGACCUGAAUUCUUACAUGGAUUCUGCAACUAAUGGAGUCAUUGUAGCCUCGUUUGGAAGUAUUGCCAACAGUCUCCCUGCAUCUAGGAUGGAAAUACUUAUUAGUGUAUUUAGGAAAUUCAAAAAUGUAAAAUUCGUGCUUAGGUAUGGAAACGAGACAAAAGAGGAUGGUAAUAUCUUACUGAUGCCGUGGCUGCCCCAAAACGAUCUGCUAGGACAUCCCAACACCAAGGCAUUCAUCACUCACUGUGGCAUUAGCGGCCUCUACGAGGGGCUGUGCAACGCAGUGCCGAUGAUUGGCCUCCCCUUCAUGACAGAUGGAUUUUACAACUGUCGUAAAAUGGCUUUUAAAGGAUUUGGUAUUUCUUACGAUUUCUGCAUAUUUACAGAUUUGGAAUUAUCGAAUGCCAUACAGGAAAUUCUUGAUAAUCCUAAAUAUAGCGUGAAAAUUAAAAAAGCAUCAGACAUUUUCCAUGGUCAACAGGGAACGCCCAGUGAACGUUCUGCGUACUGGAUUGAUCACGUGAUCCAACAUGGUGGCGACUACCUCCAAACACCGGCGACUGACAUGCCUUUAUAUAAAUAUUACCUCCUAGAUGUCUUGCUGUUUAUAACUUUGGUGACGUUCCUGAGUAUUUGGUGCUGUGUGAGGUCGAUCAGAGCUUGCUGUAGAUGUUGCUGUAGACCAAAAAUCAAAGUUGAUUGAAUACUUAGGCGUGCAAUGUCCGAUUAAGGCACACAUAUCAUUUCUUGUAUUUGUUUCAAAAAAUGAUUUUCAGUCUUACACGGUUCAAAAUCACACACAUAUAUACUCGAAAUACUGCCUGUGACUACUACAUCAAAAGUACAUAUUUCUUAAAACCGAUGUACAUAUAUAUAUGCCUUGAAAAGGGAAAAUAACAGGGAAAGUUAGAACAGAGUUGGAGAAAUGUAGUGUAAAAUAUGGUACAAGUACAAAAUAUGUUAUAUUCGGAAAUUCGGUUAAUUGUGGUCAAGGCAAAUCCUUCUGUUGCGUCAUCGUUAGUACACUUUAUGGUCGACGUUGAUUUACAGACUAUUUCAAGAAAAGUAUAUAUACAGGUAUAUAAGUAUGAUCGUACAUAAACAAGGUGCAUUAUGAUGCUGAUAUAAAAUAUACUCUAUGAUAAUCAUGUGGAUGGUCUUUCCGUACACAGACAGUCGUUAUGAUAGACUGUUCACAUUCCAUACGUUGUUACUGAUCAAUUGUUCGUCACAUCCCGUGCCUUAAUACGUCUUUCUCCUGUUUAUUCAUCCUGGUAAAUCCUUUUCCACUAGACUGUUUACAUCGAGAAAGACCAACCACAUGACUUACUUAAUAUAUAAACUUUUUACAAUGUGUAUAUGAAUACAAAAGGCAUGAUUAAGAAUCAUAUUUGAAGACGUCUUAAGAUGAUAAAUCAAUCAAUUGAUUUUUAACUAUGUUGGUAACACUGGUAUUUUUUGCGAUCGCAUACAAACUCUCAUGUAUACAUGCCAACACAUAUCAUAAACACAUAUAUCUACCGUACAUACAUACAUAGUUUGAGCAAAAAUUAUUUGAAAUUGCAUGUCUACAUUUAUGACUAUAUCAUCAUAAUAUAUUAUUACCUUUAUUGUGUAGUCAAGAUGUUCAUAUUUGAAUGCCAUUUACUAUAUAUAUAAUUGAAAGUCAAAACAUUUAUUAGUUUACAGAUAUACUUACAUAUAUGAUUUUCUAAGUCAUAGUUUUAUUAAUCUUUUGUUAUGCUGCUUCGAGUUGGUAAAUUGUCUCUGCGUAGAACUGCCUCUUUAUCAUUUGUCAGUAGUUUAGUAAAGGUAUCGGUUAAUACCGAGAAACCCAAGCCUUACGUAUUCUUGCAGUUUGUGAAAGGAUAACAUAUCGCAAAUUCAUUGAUUGAUUUUAAAAAUACAAAAUGUAUGAUGUGAAGCGCUGUUUUACAUUGUUUUGUUAACACACGACUCGGCAUUCUACGAAGCUAAAUCGUGAUCUUUGUUAGCGAAACACAAAAUUAAAAACAUAUUUCUUUAUUUUUUUAAUUUUUAUUCCAACUUUCUAUACAUUGCAGUAAACAUUUUGCAUUGUUUUUGGUAACAUUGUAAAUAAGAUAUAAAGGAUAAUAGAUAAGACUACAUAUAUACAUUUUACUUACGUUCGCACUCCCAUUCAUUAUCACAGAUAUCGUGGUAGAAAUUUAUGAGCACUUUUCUAUGGUUAUAAAAGUCAUGCAUAUAUGUUAUAUAAUAAUAAAUAAACAACAAUAUACAGUUAAAAUAGUAUUAGUUAUA